Messenger RNA from Hyaena hyaena (striped hyena), 8366 nucleotides. RefSeq names its product thyroglobulin (gene TG). Bases 1 to 8274 code for a protein of 2757 amino acids. NCBI's taxonomy places the organism in Eukaryota, Metazoa, Chordata, Mammalia, Carnivora, Hyaenidae. Gene Ontology annotation, biological process: thyroid hormone generation. The transcript is spliced from 48 exons. The record is from RefSeq and is a predicted model, not a curated record.
AUGGCCCUGGCUCUGUGCGUCUUCAGCCUGCUAGGCUCAGCCUGCUUGGUGUCGGCCAACAUCUUUGAAUACCAGGUGGACGCGCAGCCGCUGCGGCCCUGCGAGCUGCAGAGGGAGACGGCCUUCCGGAAGCGCGCAGACCACGUUCCUCAGUGUGCAGAAGACGGCAGCUACAAGACAGUCCAGUGCCAGGAUGACGGCCACUCCUGCUGGUGCGUGGAAGCCGACGGCAGGGAGGUGCCUGGAAGCAGGCGGCCCGGGCGGCCGGUGGCCUGUCUGUCUUUCUGCCAGCUGCAGAGGCAGCGUAUCCUGCUGAGCGGCUCCGUGAACGGCACGGCCACGUCCUACCUCCCUCGGUGUCGGGACUCGGGGGAGUACGCGCCCGUGCAGUGCGACCCGUGGCGGGGACAGUGCCGGUGCGUGGAUGCAGAAGGGAUGGAGGUGUACGGGACCCGCCAGCCGGGGAGGCCCGCGCGAUGUCCCAGGAGCUGUGAGAUAAGAAACCGCCGUCUCCUCCACGGGGUGGGAGACAAGUCACCGCCUCAGUGCUCUCCGGAUGGGCGCUUCCUACCCGUCCAGUGCAAGUUUGUCAACACCACAGACAUGAUGAUUUUCGACCUGCUUCAUAGCUACAACAGGUUUCCAGAUGCAUUCGUGACCUUCAGUGCCUUCCGGAACAAGUUCCCCGAAGUGUCUGGGUAUUGUCACUGUGCGGACAGUCAAGGGCGAGAACUGGCUGAGACAGGGCUGGAACUCUUACUCGAUGAAAUUUAUGACACUAUUUUUGCUGGCCUGGACCUUGCGUCCACCUUCGCUGAAACCACGCUCUACCGAAUAUUGCAGAGGCGGUUCCUCGCAGUCCGGCUCCUCAUCUCUGGCCGGUUCCGAUGCCCCACCAAGUGUGAAGUGGAGCGCUACACAGCGACCAGCUUUGGGCACCCCUACAUCCCGAGCUGCCGCCAGGACGGGGACUACGAGGCGGUGCAGUGCCAGCGGGGAGGCCCGUGCUGGUGUGUGGACGCCCAGGGACAGGAGAUCCAUGGAACUCGGCGGUCGGGGGAGCGGCCAUCUUGUGCUGAAGACCGUUCCUGUGGCUCCGAGAGGAGGCAGGCCCUGUCUAGACUACACUUCGGGCCCUUGGGCUACUUCAGCCGGCGCGGCUUGUUCUUGGCUCCUGAGCGAAGCCAGGUCUCCCCAGGAGUGGCCGGAGUUGCCGCAUCCUGCCCGCCUGUGGUCAAGGAGCUCUUUGUGGACUCCGGGAUUCUCCACCCGAUGGUGGGAGGGCAGGGUAAACAGUUUUCUGCCUCAGAAACUCUCCUCAAAGAAGCCAUCGGAGCGAUUUUCCCCUCCCGGGAGCUGGCUCGCCUUGCCCUUCAGUUUACCAUGGACCCAAAGCGGCUCCAGCAAAACCUCUUUGGAGGGAAGUUUUUGGUGAACGUUGGCCAGUUCAACUUGUCUGGAGCCCUUGGCACAAAAGGCACAUUUAACUUCAGUCAGUUUUUCCAGCAGUUUGGUCUCCCAGGCUUCCAGAACGGAGGGGCAGAUGGAGCUGCUGAGGCUUUCUCCUUGGGUUUAGGUUCAAAUCCUGCCACGGAACCCCCUGAGGCCUCUGUGAAGGGCGCUGCUGGGGACAGGCCGAUGGUGGGCAGCUUUGGCUUUGAGAUCAACUUACAAGAGAACCUAAAUGCCCUGACAUUCCUUGCGUCGCUCCUGGAGCUUCCAGAAUUCCUUCUCUUCUUGCAGCAGGCUACUUCUGUGCCAGAAGACAUGGCCAGGGACUUAGGUGACGUGAUGGAAAUGGUGCUCAGCUCCCAGGGCUGUGAGCAGACACCGGGCGGCCUUUUCGUCCCGCUGUGCUCGGCGGAAGGAGACUAUGAGGAGGUCCAGUGCUUUGCUGGAGAGUGCUGGUGUGUGGAUUCCCGCGGCAAAGAAAUUUCUGGCUCCAGGGUUAGAGGCGGACGGCCCAGGUGCCCCACCGAGUGUGAGAAGCAAAGGGCUCGCAUGCAAACCCUCUCAGGCAGCCAGCCCGCGGGGUCCAGCCUGUUGGUGCCUUCCUGCACCCGCGAUGGGCAGUUCCUCCCUGUCCAGUGCUUCAACUCCGAGUGUUACUGUGUUGACGCUGAGGGUCAGGCCAUUCCUGGAACUGAAAGUGUGCUCGGAGAGCCCAAGCAAUGCCCCACCAACUGUCAGUUAGAGGCCGAGCGGGCCUUCCUGAGUGCCGUGCGGGUACUGAGCUCUGCCUCCAGCUCGCUGCCCGUCUUCUCCAGCAUCUACAUCCCUCAAUGUGACGCCAGUGGGCAGUGGAGGCCUGUGCAGUGCGACGGGCCCCCGGAGCAGGCCUUCGAGUGGUACGAACGGUGGGGAGCUCAGAACGACCGUGGCCAGGAGCUGAGCCCUGCCGAGCUGCUCAUGAAGAUUGCAAGCUACAGAGAAGCAGCUUCCAGAAGCUUCCAUCUCUUUAUCCAAAGUCUGUAUGAGGCUGGCCAACAGGGCAUCUUCCCGGGGCUGGAGAGAUACCCUUCUUUCCAGGACGUCCCGCUGGCAGUGCUAGAAGGGAACCUGACCCGGCCUGGAGGGAACAUCUUCCUGGAGCCCUACGUCUUCUGGCAGAUCCUGAAUGGCCAGCUCGGCCGAUACCCAGGGCCCUACGCAGACUUCAGCACUCCUCCGGCACACCUUGACCUUCGGAGCUGCUGGUGUGUGAAUGAGGCAGGUCGAGAGCUGGAAAGCACGCGGACAGAGCCAAACAAGGUCCCAGCAUGUCCUGGCUCCUGUGAGGAGGUGAAGCUUCGCGUCCUGCAGUUCAUUAAGGAAACAGAAGACAUCGUCUUGGCUUCCAACAGUUCUUGGUUCCCUCUAGCGGAGAGUUUCCUAGCGGCCAAAGGAAUCCGGCUGACUGAUGAGGAGCUCUCCCUUCCUCGGCUCUCUCCCUCCCGAGACGCUUUCUUAGAAAAGUUUCUGAGCGGAGGCGAUUAUGCCAUUCGUCUGGCAGCUCAGUCCACCCUUGACUUCUACCAACGACGUGGCUUCCUCCAGGGUGAGGAUUCCUCACGAGCGUCUGCUGUCCCGCGGCCCGGCCCUUACGUGCCCCAGUGCGAUGCAUGGGGGCGUUGGGAGCCUGUGCAGUGUCACGCCGGGACUGGGUACUGCUGGUGUGUGGACCAGACAGGAGAAUAUGUCCCUGCCUCGCUGGCUGCUCGCUCCCCACUGACCCCCCGGUGUCCCACCACCUGUGAGGCAGCUCGGGCCACUGGGCUGCUUUCCAGCUGGAAACAGGCUGGGUCCCAGGGAAAGCCAUCUCCAAGAGACCUGUUCGUCCCCACCUGCCUAGAGACAGGAGAGUUUUCCAGGCUGCAGGAGUCAGAGGCCGGCCCCUGGUGUGUGGACCCAGCCUCUGGAGCGGUCACGCCUCCGGGCACCAACAGCAGUACCCCGUGCCCGAGCCUCUGCGAAGUGCUCUCGAGUGGAGUCUUCCCCAGGAGAGCCAGCUCUGGCUACGCCCCAGCCUGCAGGGCAGAGGACGGAGGGUUCGCCCCAGUGCAGUGCGACCCGGCCCAGGGCAGCUGCUGGUGUGUCCUGGACACGGGCGAGGAGGUGCCCGGGACCCGCGUGGCCGGGAGCCAGCCAGCCUGCGAGAGUCCCCAGUGCCCGCUGCCGUUCGGCUCGUCGGGCGUGGCUGGUGGCGCGGUCCUGUGCGAGCCAGCGGGCCCCGGGGCGGCCGCCGUCCAGCGCUGUCGGCUGCUGUGCCGCACGGGCUCCCGGAAUGCCUUCCUGCCCGCGCCGCUGCUCUGCGGCCUCGACGAGGGGCGCUGGCUGUCACCGCCGCCCCAGCCCCACGCCUGCCAGCGGCCCCAGCCGUGGCACACCCUUCAGGCCCGGGCCCGCGUCCUGAUCCGGCUCCCACCUGGCACGGGCUGUGACGCUGACGACGCGGCCUCGCUGCUGGCUUUCCGGGUCUUCGUAUCAGACGAGCUCGCGGCCCGUGGCUUCUGUCAGAUCCAGGCAAAGAUGUUUGGGGCCUCUGUUUCCGUCCCUGUCUGCGAUGGGUCCACAGUGCAGGUAGAGUGUGCGACUGCGGAGCGUUUAGGAGUGAACAUCACGUGGAAAUUGCGGCUCCAGGAUGUCCCCCCGGCCUCUCUUCCUGAUUUGCGUGACAUCGAGGAGGCCUUCGUUGGCAAGGAUCUCAUUGGGCGCUUUGCGGACUUGAUCCAAAGUGGCGCGUUCCAGCUUUACCUGGAUUCCAAGAUGUUCCCAGCAGACACCUCCAUCUCCUUCCUCCAGGGGGACAGCUUCGGCUCCUCCCCCAGGACAUGGUUCGGGUGCUUGGAAGGAUUCCACCAAGUCUCGGCCACCGGGACCGAUGGGGACCCGAUGGGGUGUGUUAAGUGUCCCGAGGGAAGCUACUUUCAGAAGGAGACCUGCGUUCCCUGUCCUAUUGGAUUCUACCAAGAACAGGCGGGGAACGUGGCCUGUGUCCCGUGUCCCAUGGGCAGGACGACCAUUUCAGCUGGCGCUUUCAGCCACACUCACUGUGUCACCAACUGUCAGAGGAGCGAGGCGGGCCUGCGGUGUGACCAGGACGGCCGGUACCGAGCCAGCCAGACGGACGCGGGCAGCGGGAAGGCCUUCUGCGUGGACGGCGAGGGGCGGAGGCUGCCGUGGCCGGAAGCGGAGGCCACGCUCUCGGACUCCCAGUGCCUGCUGAUGCGCAAAUUUGAGAAGGUUCUGGAAUCGAAGGUGACCUUCAGUGUGGAUGUCAGUGGGGCGAGCAGGUCCAGUGUGCCUGGUCCUGAGUCCCCACUGACUCAGUGCCUGACGGACUGUGCGUUGGACGAAGCCUGCAGCUUCUUCACGGUGUCCGCGGCGGGAUCAGACACCUCCUGCGGUUUCUACGCCUGGACAAGUGACAGCAUGGCUUGCACAGCUUCUGCUCAGCAUCAAGACCCACUGGGGAACUCAGAGGCCACCGGCUUCGGGAGUCUUACGUGCCAGGUGACCUUGAGGAGCGGAGCUCCAGACUCUCCGGCUGUGUAUCUGAAAAAGGGCCAAGAAUUCAGCACAACGAGUCAGAAGAGCUUCGAGCCAACGGGUUUCCAAAACACGCUCUCUGGAAUGUACAGGGCCAUUGUGUUCUCAGCCUCGGGGGCCGAUCUGACUGCGGGUCAUCGCUUCUGUCUUCUGGCGUGUGACCGUGAUCCGUGCUGUGAUGGCUUCAUCCUUGCGCAGGUCCAAGGAGGUCCCGUCAUCUGCGGGCUGCUGAGCUCCCCCGACGUCCUGCUCUGCAAUGUCAAGGACUGGAGGGAGCCCACGGAAGCCCGGGCUAACGCCACGUGUCCUGGCCUGACGUUCGACCAGGGCCGCCGCCUGGUGACGCUGCUGCUGGGAGGCCAGGAGUUCGAGGUUCCGGCUGCCCUGGAAAGAACUCGGGAUGCCAUUACCAGCUUCCAGCAGGUUUAUCUCUGGAAAGAUUCUGACCUAGGGUCUCGGUCUGAGUCUAUGGGAUGCAGAAAAGACACGGAAGUAAGGCCAGUGGCUCCAACAGAACCAGAUUUGACAACGGAACUUUUCUUCCCUGUGGACCUGAGCCAGGUCAUUGUCAAUGGAAGCCUAACGCUGCCCAACCAGCAGCACUGGCUUUUCAAACACCUGUUUUCAUCGCAGCAGGCAAACCUGUGGUGCCUGUCUCGCUGUGUCCAGGAGCCCUCUUUCUGUCAGCUGGCGGAGCUAACAGACAGUGCACCCUUGCACUUCACCUGCACCCUCUACCCAGAAGCCCAGGUGUGUGACGAUGUCAUUGAGUCCAGUCCCAAGGGCUGCAGAGUGAUCCUGCCCCACCGGCCAAAGACCCUGUACCGGAAGAGAGUUAUGCUGAAGGAUAAAGUGAAGAACUUUUAUACUCGCUUGCCAUUCCAAAAACUGACGGGGAUUUCCAUUCGAAACAAAGUGCCCAUGUCUGAAAAAUCCAUUUCCAAAGGCUUCUUCGAGUGUGAACGGCUGUGCGAUGUGGACCCGUGCUGCACUGGUUUUGGCUUUCUAAAUGUGUCCCAGCUACAAGGAGGAAAGGUGACAUGCUUGACUCUGAACAGCCUGGGACGUCAGUCGUGCAGUGAGGAGCAUGGAGGAAGCUGGCGCAUCUUGGACUGCGGCUCCCCUGACACUGAAGUCCGCACCUAUCCCUUUGGAUGGUACCAGAAACCUGUUGCUCAGAACGAUGCUCCCGGAUUUUGCCCUUCGGUGCUUCUGCCUUCCCUCCCGGAGAAAGUUGCUCCGGGCACAUGGCAGACCCUGGCCCUCUCCGCAGUAGUCGUUGACCCAUCCAUCAGGAACUUUGAUGUUGCCCACAUCAGCACGGCCUCCACCAGUGACUUCUCUGAUGCCAGAGACUUCUGUUUGUUGGAAUGUUCCCGUCACCAGGCCUGCCUGGUCACCACUCUGCAGACCCAACCCGGUGCUGUGAGGUGUGUAUUCUAUGCUGAUACCCAGAUCUGCACACAUAGCCUGCAGGCCCAGAACUGCCAGCUUCUGCUCCGUGAAGAGGCCACCCACAUUUACCGAAAGCUGAACAACACUCUGCUCAGCUAUGGGACGCCUGCACCUUCUGUGACCGUCACCCCCCUCGGCCAGCUGCUGGGCAGGUCCCGGGCCGUCCGGGUAGGCACUUCGUGGAAGCAGGUGGAUGAGUUCCUGGGAGUCCCAUACGCCUCCCCGCCCGUGGCAGAGGGCCGCUUCCGGGCGCCGGAGCCCUUGAACUGGACAGGGUCCUGGGAUGCCACCAAGCCACGGGCCAGCUGCUGGCAGCCAGGCACCGGCACGCCCACGUCUCCCGGCGUCAGUGAAGACUGCUUGUAUCUUAAUGUGUUUGUCGCUCAGAACAUGGCCCCCAACGCGUCCGUGCUGGUAUUCUUCCACAACACCGCAGAGGGCAGGGGGAGCGCAGGACAGCCGGCCAUCGACGGCUCCUUCCUGGCUGCCAUCGGCAACCUCAUCGUCGUCACUGCUGGCUUCCGCGUGGGCGCCUUCGGGUUCCUGAGUUCCGGCUCUGGAGAGACGAGUGGCAACUGGGGACUGAGGGACCAGCUGGCGGCUCUGACCUGGGUGCAGACCCACAUCGCAGUGUUUGGUGGGGACCCUCGACGUGUGACCCUGGCAGCAGACCGUGGUGGAGCUGAUGUGGCCAGCAUCCACCUUUUAACCACCAGGGCCUCUGACUCCAAACUCUUCCGGAGGGCCGUGCUGAUGGGUGGCUCCGCCUUCUCGCCAGCUGCUGUCAUCAGCCAGGAGAGGGCCCAGCAGCAGGCGUCUGCUUUGGCAGAGGAGGUCGGCUGCCCCACCUCCUCCAUCCAGGAAAUGGUGUCCUGUCUCCGCCAGAGACCUGCCAGGGUCCUCAAUGACGCCCAGACCAAGCUCCUGGCCGUGAGUGGCCCUUUCCACUACUGGGGUCCUGUGGUUGACGGCCGGUACGUUCGCGAGGCUCCAGCCAGGGCACUACAGAGGUCUCCGCGGGCAAAGGUCGAUCUGCUGAUUGGGAGUUCUCAAGAUGACGGGCUCAUCAACAGAGCGAAAGCCGUGAAGCAAUUUGAGGAAAGUCAAGGCCGGACGAGUAGCAAAACAGCCUUUUACCAGGCACUACAGAAUUCGCUGGGUGGUGAGGAAGCGGAUGCCGCGGUCCGGGCAGCUGCCACGUGGUACUAUUCCCUGGAGCACUCCACUGAUGACUAUGCCUCCUUCUCCCGGGCCCUGGAGAAUGCCACCCGGGACUACUUUAUCACCUGUCCUGUGAUCGACAUGGCCAGGCACUGGGCAAGGAGAGCCCGAGGAAAUGUCUUCAUGUACCAUGCUCCCGAAAGCUAUGGCCACAGCAGCUUGGAAUUGCUGACAGACGUUCAGUAUGCCUUUGGCCUUCCCUUCCACCCUACCUAUGAGGGGCAGUUUACUCUGGAGGAGAAAAGCCUGUCACUGAAAAUCAUGCAGUUCUUUUCCAACUUCAUCCGAUCCGGAAAUCCCAACUACCCACAUGAGUUCUCAAGGAAAGCCCCCGAAUUUGCAGCCCCCUGGCCUGACUUUGUCCCACGUGCCGGCGGGGAGAUCUACAAGGAGUUCAGUGUCCUGCUUCCCAAUCGACAGGGCCUGAAAAGCGCUGACUGCUCCUUCUGGUCCAAGUACAUCCAGUCUCUGAAGGCCACGGCAGAUGAGGCCAAGCAGGGGCCGCCAGCAGAGAGUGAAGAGGAGGACCGGCUGACCGGAGAGCCAGGCUCCAAGAGCUACAGCAAGUGACCGUCUCCCAAGCUGCCCCUGCCCAAUCUGCCACCCCCUCUCAGGCUGCCACCAAGGGCAUCUUACUCUCUAAAAUAGCCACUAACUUUCAA